This is a messenger RNA of Acanthocheilonema viteae, 513 nucleotides long. Lineage: Eukaryota; Metazoa; Nematoda; Chromadorea; Rhabditida; Onchocercidae. The record is from the annotation of a GenBank genome assembly.
AUGGAGCAGAAUUCAGCAUCUAAUCUAUGCAAGCUAAGAAAUGCAUAUGAUAAUGAUUUAACGAUUAUACCUGAAAUGGUCGAUUCAGCAUUAGCACAUUUUUUCAUGGAACAGUUAUGGAAACCGAUGAGUUUGGAAAUACGCAUUGUUCCGGAAAUUCAAAAUCGCCGUAAUGUGACGCUUAUCAUAGGAGACAAGGAGUCUAUGCACAUUGAAGAAAAUAAGUAUUUACAACCAUGUGUAUGUAAGCGUCAGUUAGAAGAAGAAAUUCAAAAACUUCGAUUACAUGUGGCUUUCAAUGAAAUACGAAAGCGAUGGCAUCAGGUAUAUCCGGGAGACAAAGCUACGACGAAAUUGCCUUACAAACAUGACCUAUACAUACCUCGAACCGAUAGUAGUACAUCAACCGCUAAACCGAUAGCUACCGACAGAAGUGCGUCAUUCAAUCGGCAGAAUAACGUCCACGCUAUUCGAUCCAGCUAUUCCAGAUCUCGUCAAUCUUACUCAUUCUAA